AGAAAACAAAAUCUACGCAAAGCAAAUUCGCCACGGCGAACCUCAGAAAUAGAAAGUCAGAGGAGGGAUUUUCAGCGACGUGAGGAAACCUUCCAGAGACAGAUACGGGAGACGCAGCAACGCCAGCAGGAUUUACAAAGGAAACUCAGAGUAGUUAAAGAACGGUAUCAGGACUCUCAAAGCCACCUAACGGAUAUUGAGCAACAUGAACAAAAUAUGCAGCGGCUGUUGAGAGAGCUUCAGGAAAGAGAAAAAAAUUCUCAAAGGCAGCUGAUGGAGUUUCAACAACGUGAAGAAUAUUCUCAGAGGCAGCUGAGGGACUUUCAACAACGUGAAGAAAAUUCUCAGAGACAGCUGACGGAGUUUCAACAACGUUAAGAAAAUUCCCAGAGGCAGCUGACGGAGUUUCAACAACGUGAAGAAAAUUCCCAGAGGCAGCUGGUGGAGUUGCAGCGGCAACUGAGGGAGAUAGGAGAGCAGUUGACCAAUUGCCGAGGACAAGUUUCUGAAGUACAGUUAAGUCUUUCAACAGCACAGGAAACAAUAAAUCAAUUGCGGAACCAGGAAACACGUGACUGGGUUAUUCCCCGGGACGAAAUUCAAAUCACAGAGAAAUACCUUGGGAGGGGAGGGUGGGGAAUUGUCAAUGAGGGAACGUAUUGUGGCUGUACUGUAGCAGUGAAACAGAUCCAUGAGUUGAUUCUUUCUCCUCAUAACAUAAAUCUGUUUGAAAGAGAAAUGAAUAUCGCUUCUAAAUGCCGCCAUCCUCACUUACUACAGUUCAUCGGCGCCACGAAAGAUGAGGGAACUCCUCUGUUUGUGACCGAGCUGAUGGAGAAAAGUCUGCGCACUUUGUUGGAGCAGCGGCAACUCUCCGAGACAGAAAUAGCCGUCAUUUCUCUGGAUGUAGCACGUGCCCUGAACUACCUUCAUAGAAAGAAACCAGAGCCUAUCAUUCACCGUGUCGUCAGCAGUGCGAAUGUGUUGCUAUGGCGACAGGGUGACCAAUGGAGAGGCAAAGUGUCAGAUUAUGGCACUGCUAAUUUCAUGCAGCAGACCAUGACAGUGGCUCCGGGAGCUAUGAUUUACAGCGGACCUGAAGCACUUAUAUCAAACCAAACAGUCAAGGUAAGUUUUAGUCACUGUUCAAGGCUGUUAACAUUAACAUAAGAAUUAAGUGACCCUUACCCAUGCAUCGUAUCGGUCGUGGUUUCUUCUUUCCAUUGUCAUCGUCGGGGAUUACGGAAGAAGUGGCCGCGUUAGUUUGUUGGCUUUAUUAUGGCACAGUGUUAUGUUUUGUCGUUGUUUUUUUUUCAAGCGGAGUAGAAAACUGUUGUCCCCGUAUAGCCUCUUGAGUUAUCCAAUGGACAAUUUUAUUGGAAAGUGUCCUGUUGAAUUUCUCGUUUUAUAAGAUACCUGUAGAUCUGUUCAAAAUUGGUCAAAUAUCUGCCAUUUUUGGCGGUGAUUUUGCCACUACAGCGUAUAUUUAGCUCAUUGUUUAAAAUUAACCGAAUCCAUCGGUGUGCACCCAAAACUGGUCUUAAUUGUGCUCUUUAACGGCGAAAUUUCAAUCAUCCCUUCUAUGAGCUCCCUCGGCCUCUGACCGCAUUUUCGCGCGCUCAAAUCCUCCCCCCCUCCUACGCUUGUAAGUUAUCAGUCAACCUCAUUUAGACCAUCUCAUUAGUGAAUUGGUUCUGAUGCAGCUUUAAGAUGUUUAGUCACUACAACAUGUAGAUCAUGAUAUAAAUAACGAGACGCCUAAAAGUUGUCCCCGUGGGAAUGCAUUGGUGUAUACAGGCAUAAAAUACCUUUUGAUAAAGGUUGGAAAAACGUUGUUUUAAAAAGGUUUUUUUCUGGCUGCCUACAGUCCCCGUAUAAUCGCUAUUUUUGCUCUAAAUUCCGCUCAUAGGUUCUCAUAUUAACGAGCUUUUGUAGCUCCAAAUGGAACUCAGUGUUUAUCGGCAACUGUAAUUUUCCUGCUUGUCUUGGCAAACUCAGUUUGGCUGUGAUGAACAACUGCCCCGAAUAAUGUCCCUGCAAUGAAAACGUAGCCUGCGUUGCAGACGUAACGUAACCAAACCCCGGCAAGAAACGUCAAGAAGCGUUCUGGGCCGCCCGUACCAGGAUUUUAGUACGCGCCAUGAUUGGCCUGUUAAAGAAGCCAUUGCCAAUUCACGAAUCAUAUUGAAAGGAAAUUCAAAACACACUUCCGGUAACUCGUUGAAUCAAGUAGGGGUUCAGAACAAUGAUCUCACCGCUGCUUUGCAGACGUUACUAACCGGGGUUAGAUUACGUCGGCGACAUAGGCCAUGAAAACCAAACCUCGUUGGAUAUUUACUAACUGUAGCAGGAUUAGCUCAGUUGGUAGAGCGCUGGACUACGGAGCGGAAGGCCGCGGGUUCCACUUCUGGGGCUGGACCAUUACUCACUCCCUUUGCACUGCAAGCGGCUAGACCUUGGCGUGUCUUGGAUGACCACGUGAAAUAGCGGUCCUGUCUCCAGUUGAAGACGUUAAAAUAGUGUCCCCAAUUAGUACUUUCGUGCUAAAUACCUUGACACUCAAAUAAAGUGCAUUGUUUUAAAACAAUAUUGACUUCCUCAAAUUAUGUUUUAUUGUUGUUAGGUUGACGUCUACAGCUUUGGUGCUCUUCUUUGCGAAAUGUGCAUCAGACAACUUCCAGAUCCUCAAAGGCGUAACGAACAAGUGGUGCUGGUAACGAACGGUGUGUUUCGUGGCCUGGUGCGGCGAUGCCUUCAGAGAGAGCCUGGUGCGAGACCAACAAUGCAGGAGAUAAUCGAUGAACUGAAAGACUUCGAUCCAACUUCUUAA
Messenger RNA from Porites lobata, 2830 nucleotides. The record is from the annotation of a GenBank genome assembly. Lineage: Eukaryota; Metazoa; Cnidaria; Anthozoa; Scleractinia; Poritidae.